UUAAGUUACAUAACAUCAUAACCUCAUUGACGUUCACGUACUUACAUGGUGUGGUGCGUGUGAAUUACAUUCCUAAAAAUGAUAAAUUCAACGGUCGACAAUCUUCCUUCUGAUAAGGAAAAUGCUGUGCAUAGUGUUGCAGAUCAAUCGAAAAUAAAUUUACCGGACCAGCUAACCAACGGGACUUUUCCCAAAGUUUCGGAGGACAGAAAGCCCACUUUACCACUUCUAUCGAUGGCUCAAUUGAACAACGUGUCGGACACAGUGCCGAUUUCAAAUACACUGAAAGCUACUCCGGACAAUAAGAACUGGUUUCUUUAUCGUCCUCGCACUCGCUCUGCAAAGAAAAGACUUUCAUUCAGAGAGGUGAUUCUUAUCUCUAGUGACAGUGAGGGGUCCGAUGUGGAAUGUACCCGUAACCCGUACGUAAUGGAAAUUAUUCCGAAGACAGAAAUAGUUUCGGAUAAUUCUGUAUUGGAUGGUGUGGUCGCAUCUCAAGUGACUGUCACCGAUAACUCGGAAUGUCAAUCGUCAACCAGCUGCUGCGAAGCCCAUGAGUCCACUGUAUCGCCAUUGAAAGCUCUAAGUGCUGGAAAUACAAGCCCAUUGGUAAAAAUGGGACAGGAUUCGCAAUCUAAUUGUUCCAAUGACAACGACUCAACUGUCGAUUUAAACAACGACGCUAAUUGCAAUCAAGAUAUUACGGGAUCUUCUAUUAAGAAGGACUUGAUUUCGGAUGUCCCUCCAUUGGAAGAAGCUGUCGUUUCUCACAUGAUUGACAACGACAACUCGGAACUACUUCAACAACAAACGAUUCGCACUAACAGCUGCGCAGAUACCCUUCAACCGUCUGCAUCGCCAUCGCCAGUGAAACCACAACCUACAAGCCCAUUGGAACAGGGUCCGCAAUCGAAUUGUUGCAAUGUCAACAUCUCAAGUGAACCGAUCGCUGACUACAUUAGUCAAAUCACUGAUCCGUCUGACGGUUUGAACAACGAGGAUAACUGCAGUGAAGCUGCUAGCGACAAAUACUAUAAUACUGAAGCGAUCAUGGACGAUGAAUCGCAGCAGAAGGAAGACAUGAUUUCAGAUGUCUCUCCAUUGAAAGAAGCUCACCGUGUGCUUGUCACCGACAACUCUGAAUUACUUGAACAACAACCGAUUGGAACUGGCGGAUGCGACACGUCCCAACAGCCUUCUCUGUCGCCAGUGAUACGUGCUAUAAAGACAAGCUUAUUAGUGGAAAUGCGAAAGGACACACAGUCGAUCUCUUUUAACGACUCAGCUGAACCGGUCACUGACGUCAUCAGUCAGAUCAGUAAUUCAUCUGGCGAUUUAAACAACGAUGAUAAUUGCAGUCAAGCUCUGAAAGAAGAAACAUAUGAGACCCGCUCAACUGAAUCGAUCGUCGACGAUGAAUCGAGACGGAAUAUUAUCACGGAAACUGCUACGAAGGAACAGAAGGCUUUGGAUGUCUCUCUUUUGGAAGAAACUCUAGUGUCUCAUGUGAUUGUCACCAAAAUCACGGACGUACUUGAACAACAAGGGAUAGGGACUGAUAGCUCCGUCGAGGUUUAUGAGCAAUCUACAUCUCCAAUCAAAGUACUAAGUAUUGUUAGUACUGGUCCAUUGGUAGAGGUGCGGAAGGACAUUCACUCAAGCUGUUCCAAUGACAACGACGUAAGCGAACCAGUCACUGAUGGGUAUAGUGAAGCGAAACCAAAUAUCAUUUCGUGUGCCGACUUAAGCAAUGAGGACGACGAAGCUAUGAAAGAUAAUUCCUAUGACAUCGGCUCAACUGAACCAGUCAUCGACGACCUUUGUGAUUCGAAAAAGGAAACUAUUGGGUCUGAAUGCGACUCAAGCUAUGGAUUUUGUCAACACAUUGAACCAAAUACAUCUGGGAACGAAUCACCUGAAUUAGUGGUCUAUGGCAUUGUUCAAACGAAACGAAAAGAUUUUGUGUGUGAGUGCAGUACGUGCAGUAAACUUGAGUACGCAAUUGGCAACGCUGAAAUGGUACAAGAUAGAAUCAGUAAACUCAGACCAAAAUGUCUACAGUUUGAGCGUGAAUCUGAAAGCGAAUUGAAUGAGUCAAUGGUACAAGCUGUAGAGGGGAAGCGUUUAUCAACACUGUUUAUAGCAGACUCCUCUCAAAGUUCCAUGAAAGAUGCAAGUGGUUUGGAAUAUUCUCCAUCUCAACGCUUGGAAUGGUCCAGUGAUCACGAUGAAUUAAUCAUAGAUGAAGGACCCGACGAUCGCAGCAACCCAAGCGACUCAGAUGAAAACAUGUGCAACGGGGAACAGGACGAGCAUAAGAAUGAUUUCCACAAAGGCGAACAUGACUGCGAUUUGACUGAUAUUAGCGAUUCGAGCCAAAAUACAGUCGGCACAGAAAUCUCGAAUGCGGUUUACUUGAGUGACGACGAAUUAAUACAAAAACUAGGCCAGCAAACACAGAGAAAAUCAAAUUUCGAAAGUCGGUCCUUGUCCGAUGAUGAGCUCAUCGCAAGAGGAAGAUGUGGUAAAGAGGUGACGAAUGAUGCAGUCAAUUUUCUUAUCAUCCUUCCCGAUUCCGGCGUUCCAAGAAUGAAUUCCAUGGACGAACAGAUAUUGCGCGCAAAUGAUGCUCCAGUUCCAGUUCCGGUUUCUCAGAACGAAGAUCUAUCACCUGUCGAAGGCCAAGCGUCACCUUCCUCUGUGAGUUCGAAAUCGCAGGAUGAUAAUAUGGGGGAGUCAAAUUCUGGAUGUAGCGAGUAUGAACAAGAAUGUGAUCAACGACCUGCCGAAAGGGGAGAUAGAUUACUGAUCCGUUUGAAACGUAGAUGGUCGGCUGGUAACUCGAUGAACUUGGCUGAAAUCCCGCAGAAACGUACACACAUCGAAACCUCAUCUGAAUCUGAUUCAGAUGGGCAACAAAUCGAACAGAAUAAACGGACGCGACGAAAGCCGAAAAAGUCGUCGCUACAGCCAGCUGAACGGAUGGGGGGAUUUUUCAGCAAAAUGUCGAAUAGUUUACGCGCGAAUGGAACAAAAAUGAAAGCGAAACUGUCGCUUGGACGAAGAAGUUUACCGAACAGACGAGAAACCGGUGCUGACCAUUUCGUCGUUACUCCUUAUCGCGAAGAUAAGGUCGUUGAAAGUAUGAAAGGAUUUAAAGUUAUUCCUGAUUGUCAGGAUAUUGAAACCGAAGAUGAUUCGUAGAUCAGCCGGGUACAUCUACAAUCGAAUUAAGGGGAAUUAAGCGCAAGCUUUACUAAGCGUUCAGUGCGUUUGUAUAAAUAAUGUAAAACGUUGAUGAGCAACGACUCUGAUUUUUCAAGUGCCAAAAAAA
This is a messenger RNA of Bradysia coprophila, 3334 nucleotides long. RefSeq lists its product as uncharacterized. NCBI's taxonomy places the organism in Eukaryota, Metazoa, Arthropoda, Insecta, Diptera, Sciaridae. The record is from RefSeq and is a predicted model, not a curated record.